AUGAGUAGUGGAAAAGUAUUGGUAUACGGAGGGAAAGGAGCGCUGGGAUCUGUAGUUUUGGAUUACUUCAAAAAUAAUGGAUAUGUAGGUUGACUAACGUGCUUUGGAAUGAUUUUUUGACGUAUAUGCUUUCCCAUAAUUCAUGGGUCUUUGUUUUACCUUACAGGAAAGUACUCAACCUUCCCGGCUCAGAACCAGCUCAAAGUUUUUGUAUGAAUUGUUUGUACCACCAAGGGUACCCAUAAAAUUUUAGCUUGCGCUUUUGAGUUUUAAGAUUUAAAUAUUUGAGUUACCUGCCAAUUUGGCAACUUUGGCAUUGUGUUUCAUACACUUUUUGACUUUCCAGACAAUCUACGCUUACUAAUGUAAAAGUGUAGGUCCAUUUAAAGGUUCUCUACUAGUAUAUCAAAGAAAAAUGAUUAAAAUUCUAAAAAUGAAAAACUUAUAAAGUUGAAACACAAUGUCAAUUUGGCGAGAAAUUCGAAACGUAAUUUUUUGAUCUUGAUCUUCGAUUUAUUUACAGUGGGUAUUAAACGUUGAUUUGACUGAAAAUAGUUCUGCCAACGGAAACGUGGUCUUGGAUGUGAACGAUGACUGGACUACACAGGAAACAAAGGCUGCAACUCAGUAAGUUAUCUUCUUAUCUUUGAACUAUCACUAACUGUUUGGGGUCUAGACGAAUAUAUUCAAUAUCUUUGCGAUGUCUUGGCUUACUUUUCUUAAAUCUGUUUACUACUUUUGCUAAUUUUACGUUUUUACAAAUAUUAUUAUAGAGUUGAAAAGCUGUUGGCAGGCGACAAACUGGAUGCCAUUUUCUGUGUAGCUGGAGGAUGGGCUGGAGGUAGUGCUUCGAUUAAGGACUUCAUCAAGAAUGCCGAUCUGAUGUGGAAACAAAGUGUUUGGAGUUCAGCAAUCUCAGCUAGACUAGCUGCACUACACCUGAAGGAAGGUGGACUACUUCAGCUAACUGGAGCUGCCGCGGUAAGUUUGUCUUUGACAACUUUACGUUGUGUUUAUAAUGUUGGGCGGGUUAUUUUUUAAAUCUUUUGUGGACCUAGGAGAGGGGUUAUUUUGAAUUAUAAUCAAUGUUAUGAACUUUAAAAGUAAAAUGAUAUUGUAUAGGCGUUGGACGGCACUUCUGGAAUGAUUGGCUACGGUUUGGCUAAAGCAGCAGUCCACCAGCUAGUCCAGAGCCUGGGACAAGAGAAGAGUGGUCUCCCAGACAAUGCUACAGUAUUCGCCAUCUUGCCUGUCACUUUGGAUACACCUAUGAACAGGAAAUGGAUGCCUAAGGCUGAUCAUUCAACGUAAGCUUUUGGUGUGUAGAGUAAUAUGACAUAUUAAUAGUAGUAAUAUGACGGUAUACGUUAAAAGUACUGUAUGUAUAGUGUAAUAUAACAAUAUAUGUUAAUAUUACAGUAAAAUUACUAUGUGUUUUACUUACAAACCUUGACUUUCAGUUGGACUCCGUUGACAUUCAUCGCUGAAAACUUCCACAAAUGGCUAAAGGAACAAGGCUCUAGGCCAAAGACCGGUUCUCUGUUAAAAUUUGUCACAAAGGACGGCGAAACCUCAGUAACUGCUGCUUAA
Molecule: messenger RNA, 1590 nt
Organism: Bursaphelenchus okinawaensis
Lineage: Eukaryota; Metazoa; Nematoda; Chromadorea; Rhabditida; Aphelenchoididae
Source: the annotation of a GenBank genome assembly